AUGGCGGACGGCGCUUCACGCCCCUCCAAUUCGCACGUGGCCAACCAGGUCCUGGAGCUGCCGCGGCGCCCCAAGAAGAUUGUAAUUGUCGGCGGCGGUUACAUUGGGGUCGAGUUUGCUGGCAUGUUCAGCCGCCUGGGUGCCGAGGUCCACGUCAUCGCCCGCGGCCCCCUGCCCCUGGCGCCGCGCUUCGAUAAGGAGGUCUGCCAGUUUGCAUUGGAUCAGUACCGAGCCGCAGGCAUCCACAUGCACAUGGACUGCAGCCCAGUGGAGGUCACCCGCCAAGAGCCUGGUGACGCCACCGCCCCCGACGCCGCGCGCGCCGGCGCGGACGCGGACGCAGCCACCAACAGCGGCGGCGGCGCGGCCGCCGCGGCGCCUCGGCGCACGCUGAGCGUGCGGGUGCAGAGGCAGCCGCCAAAGGGGGAGGAGGGGAAGUCGGAGGGGCAGGGGGAGGAGUUUGUGAUCGAAGGGUGCGACGAAGUGGUGCUAGCGGUGGGGCGCGGCGGCAAGGCCUCUGGCAUCGGGCUGGAGGAGGCGGGCGUGAAGUUCGGCCCCAAGGGCGGAGUGGUGGUCGACGAGUUGAGCCGCACCAGCGUCCCCUCCAUCUGGGCCAUCGGCGACGUGACGGGGCGCAUCGCGCUGACACCGGUCGCCACGAUGGAGGGCGACGCCCUCGCGCACACACUCACGGGCGCCCCGACGCGCCCAGACCACGCCAACGUCCCCAGCGCCGUCUUCUCGCUGCCCUUCAUCGCCUCAGUGGGGCUGACGGAGGAGCAGGCGGCCGAGAAGUACCCCCGAGUCGCCGUCUUCUCAAAGUCCUACACACCCCUGAGGGAGGGCAUCGCCGCUGCCGGCCGCGCCGCCGCCGCCGCCGCCAGCCGCGGGUCCGGCGCGGCCGGCGGCGCGGCGGCGGGGCCGCUGCGGGGCCUGGCCAAGGUGGUCGUGGAUGAGGAGAGCGACAGGCUGCUGGGGGUGCAUCUGGUGGGGCAGGACGCACCGGAGGCUAUCCAGGGCUUUGCCGUGGCCCUCAAGGCGGGUGCCACAAAGGCGCAGCUCGACUCUACCGUGGGCGUCCACCCCACCGCCUCGGAGGAGCUGGUGCAAAUGAAGGGCCCACCCACGCGCGUGGUCGGGAGCGCCGCCCGCGACGGCAGCGGCACAGGGAAGGGGCAGGGUGCAGAGAAGGGCGAGCCGGCACGCGCAGGAGGCGCGCGCGGCGGGGAGGCUGCGUCUGCGGGGUGA
Molecule: messenger RNA, 1248 nt
Organism: Monoraphidium neglectum
Lineage: Eukaryota; Viridiplantae; Chlorophyta; Chlorophyceae; Sphaeropleales; Selenastraceae
Product: Glutathione reductase
Exons: 9
Coding region: 1-1248 (415 amino acids)
Biological process (GO): cellular response to oxidative stress; glutathione metabolic process; cell redox homeostasis
Cellular component (GO): cytosol; mitochondrion
Molecular function (GO): flavin adenine dinucleotide binding; glutathione-disulfide reductase (NADPH) activity
Source: RefSeq, a predicted model, not a curated record